Molecule: messenger RNA, 3289 nt
Organism: Ectocarpus siliculosus
Lineage: Eukaryota; Phaeophyceae; Ectocarpales; Ectocarpaceae
Source: the annotation of a GenBank genome assembly
AUGGGCUCCGCCGUGAGCGCGCCGAUCAAACAGCAGGCCAAGGCGCUCAAGGGCCGGCGCUACAUGCGGGGCAUGCUCCCGGAGAAGUACUUCGAGGUGGUUGUGAAGAAGGAGCACGGCGAGUUGUUGGAUAUACUGGGCUUUACCGAGGAAGAGGCCUUCGAGAUAUUUGUCCAGUUCAUCUCCAUCGAUGACGACAACUCUGGAGAGGUGUCGGUGGACGAGUUCCACGGGCACUUGGACUCGCAGGCGACCAAGUUCAGCGAGAGGGUGUUCUCCAUCCUCGACCAGGACAUGAGCGGCAUGCUGGACCUGAGGGAGUUCAUCAUUGGCGUCUGGAACUACUGCACGUACGACACCACUCUGGUGGCCAAGAUCUUGUUCGGCAUCUUCGACGUCGACAAGAGGGGCAGGGUCACCAUGGCGGAGCUGGACGCGAUGGUGAGGAUGCUGUACGGGUCACCGGACGCCGAUCCCGACCUGUUGAAGGCGCUGGCGGUCAACGGCAGCGGGGACGAAGACGCCCUUACCUUCGACGAGUUCUUGCAGGCGGUGCAGGACAACUACGAGGUUGCGCAGCCGGCGUUCGAGCUGCAGAAGGCGAUCCGCCGCAAGGUGCUGGGCGUCAAGUACUGGGAGAAGAUGACCAAGCAGAGGACGAAGAUGUUCGCCAACUAUGACCAGGGUGAUCUGACGAGCGUCCAGGCGAUCGAAGCGAUCGUGUCGGCGAAGCAGAAGGAGCGGUUGAAGGAGCUGGAGAGGAAGAAGGCCGAGAUCGCGGCAGAGCAUGACAGGGAGCUACAGCAGGCGGCGGAGGAGCGCAUUGCGCUGCACGAGGACAAUCAGCAGCGAAAGAAGCACAAGCUCAACGAGCUGCGGGACGCCAGGCCGGCAGACGAAGUCGAGGAAGAGAACGCUUGGAUAGCUCUCAAAGAAGCGCGAGCGGUGAUCAAGUCAGACUACACCGAGAGCGACGUGGACGAUCUGCGAAAAGCCAGAGAGGUACUUUGGGAUAGCUACGACCGCGCGAUCCGGUCGAGCAAGACUAGGGCAAGGCUGAAGGCGGAGAGGGAGCUGGAGCUGGCUUCCAAGGACGACGCCAACAGCAAGGCCGACGCGUGGAUCCAAACCAAGCAGGGGAGAGUCAAGCACGAGUUCCUGUGCCGUCAGAGCUACGGCAACCUCCUCCACAAGGCGUACGUCAAGAAGGGGCCCCCGAUGCAGGCGUUCGCCGCUCUUCACGCUCCCGACGAUGCCCCGGUCACUCUUGCAACGAGGAUCGCCUACGACCACCCGAGGCCGGCGAUGCUCAAGGAGGCCAAGACCCUGCUCGUGGCGGAGGCCGGGGCUCGCGGCACCGCCUGGGACCUGUUGUGGGACGUCGAGGAGGAGAACGAGUACUACCUCCACGUGGAAAAUGACGGAUCGACGAAGAAGUACCCUAAGGAUACUGCGGUGUGCCACAACUGCGACGCGAUGAUUGCCCCGGAGGACCAAAUGUGCGCGCAGUGCCACACAAGUCGGAGCGCCAAGACUCGGGCUCUUCGUGUCGAACCCCAAGAGGUUGCACCUUUUUUGGCCACGGUAAGGGCUACAGCGGUAGAAGCUAGGCGCGAGUACGACGGCGCGAAGCAUGUUGAUAUCUGAGGGCUCUUGCGGCCGUGUUUUUGCAGGGCAGAGUAGAGGUUUCUGUAGCGGGGGUCCAGUUCGUCGGUGCUGCUAUUUUCUGCCCCCACUACCAUCCGCUGCCUGUCUGGAGGGACUUCGAGUUUACACCUAAGGGUGCGCAGCACAGGGAACCAGUCGAAGGGGGCCUCGGACGCAGAAAAAAAAAAUAGAGAGAGCCUCCCUUUGCUCUCUCCGUAUCAUGACUGCACUCCUCUCAUCAUUGAGUACUAUGCUAUGUCGCCCUGUCACCAUGUUAUGUAGGGUGCACGUGCCUUGAUUCUCAAAUUGUUGUGCUGUUCAAGCGUAUAAAUUGCUUGGCAGCGAUCCCACAGCGGCAACACACAAUUUUUUGUUCACUUCCCUCAAAAACCUAUCUACACCCCGGACCGAAAGCGCAUCCUGAAGCACGUACCACACCCACCCAUGUGACCCCCCCUCCCUACAUCCUUACAUAACAGCUGCUGCUAUUGCUUGAUCCGUCUGACAAGAGAGAGUGGAACGGGCCACCUGAACGGGGUGUAACGUACCCACGUCGUCCACUCUCCCUCUCGUACCCCGCACCCCAAAAGAGCGCGACACAAGUCAUCUCUGCCCCAUCCCCCACCCCCGACCCUAAUUGCUAUGUUGCCCGCAGUCUCCCUUCAUCUACUUACAUCCAUGGACGGCUUGCCUGGUUUCCCGCUGCCUGCACUCUUCAAGAACGACCUAUUAGUGCAACCAUGGAACAACGUUGCACCCAUGGUGAUACCAACAACAUGCAUUCGUUCAUCAAUGCAUACAUACAGAGCUCUCUUGUCUCUCUGUUUACUCUCUUGCCCCCGUAACCAGACACAACAGCUACGGUGGCAAAGGUUGCGAUCACUGGUAUACCUCCAAAGAACCGCUGCAUUCAACGCAGCAGUAUGGGCACACAAAAUCAACCGCAACUGUACUUGUAUGCAGCCACUUUUUCACCAAGCAGGGCCGGUGCUCAUUCAAAUUCAAUACAAUCUCCAAACAGGCGCGGAUGCGGCGAGUUGUCGUAUCGGGGACAAACACUACAGAGUCGAUUCUGCUACCAAGGUGGCACGCACGAUGCCCGGCGAACAGAACUGAGCCUAUCGAGGGAGGUGGCGUCGCGCUUCAACACGCGCCACAUGACUGCCCUCAAGGUAGAAGGGGGCCCCGUGAGAUAAAUCGGAGAAACCGUCCCCCUCCGAACUCUCUCCACCGCCAAUCGACAAAUAAAUCGACUCCCACCCACCCACUCUCAAAAAGAACUUGCUGCCGCACGCUGCAAAUAACUAAAUGAAUACGCACACGCACCCAAAGCAACCAAAUGGAAAGAGCGAACUAAUGGCCUUAAAAAGUCUCUGACGUCGCUGUACUAUGACUCUCCCCCCCCCCCCCCCCGCCGCCCCGACGGAGUUUUAGCUGGCACGAUGCCGCAAGGAAUGGUAUCCCUGCUCUGCUAGCUUGGCCCGGUCUUGCCACGUGCAAACACAAACCACACGCAACACAAUGUAGAGGCGGUCGUCAUCUACAAAAGUAUCGAGACAUGUACUGAAGUAUACCAUCUUGACGGACGGCAACAACGUUACCCGAACCUCAACAAAACGAAAUGAUUGUCGGCAGGCAGUCA